CCCAAAUAUAUAUGAACAGAAGGGCCAAGGAAUGAGGUGGAACCGUGUAGCUUGAAGAUCUAAAUCAAAAGCAUCAUCCAGUGCAGCGUUGAUGAGCUCCUAUUACCGUAUCUCGCUGGCUGCAUCAAAAGUUCUAUCUCCUGUGCAGCGACUGUUGAGGAUUUCGCCAGCGCUGCAUUCGAUAAUGUCUUUGAUAUAUCGGCAGAAUGAAGCAGCCAUAGAGCUUGUUCAUCAAAUUUGGAGGCGGUCUUCCGGCGAUUUCGAUGGGCCGUGCGCGCGGGGCCGCGCCCGUGCCCGACGAGCUCCGGUGCCGGCGGUCCGAUGGUCGGCAUUGGCGUUGCCCGAGGCGCGCCAUGUCUGGGGUCAGCUUCUGCGAGCACCACUACCGCCUGGCCCGCCGCAACCAGGCCAAGCACAAGGGGCUGGUUGACUCCCCCCCAACCUCCCCCGCCGGAAGCCCGGCCGGUCCCCUCGCUCUCGGCCGGAGCCGCCCGACCCGCCGCCGAGGAAGCGGCGGAGGAAGGGGGACCCGCCGACGGAGGAGCUGAUCGCCGCGGCGCUGAGGCGGCAGAUCGAGAGGAGGGAGGAGAUGGAGACGAAGAAGGAGGAGGACGAGGGGCGGACGGAGGUGACGAGGGACCUCCCCAAUGGGGUGAUGACCAUCUCCCUGACUUCGGCGAGGGUUUCCGGCAAUGCCGGCCCGCCUUUGGUCCAAAAGCUAGGGUUUCAUCAAGGUCCGUUCUUGAGGCGGAGCAUCCGGUCCAAGAACGUGGAGCCACUCCCAGUCGGACCGCUGAAGAAAUUUCCUUGCGGUAAGGGUUUGGGGAGGGGACGAAAGAGGAUUUGCCAUAGAUGCGGGGAGAGUAAGGCAGUUCGUAUGGUCCGGUGCUCGAGUUGCCUGAAGGAGUCCUUCUGCUCGAGUUGCGUCAAGAAAUGGUACUCUGAGAUGUCUGAGGUGGAAGUAAAGGUAUCUUGUCCAAUCUGUCGUGGCUAUUGUGAUUGCAAAACAUGCAUGCUUGCUGGAGCUAAAGCUGGUGGGUGUAAGAAAUUUUCAACUGGUCAAACUAACUUCAUCCAAAUUAAAUAUGCCUACUACUUAAUUGAUCAGCUGCUCCCCGUACUAAAGCAGAUCAGCCAAGAACAGAAAACUGAGCUGGAAAUUGAGGCAAACAACCAAGGAAGAAGAUUAUCAGGUGUUCAGAUUCAAGUGGCAGAACGUGGCCCUGAUGAGCUACUUAACUGCAAUAACUGCAAGAACUCAAUCAUUGAUUUUCUUAGAAGCUGCUCCAAGUGUCCUUAUAAACUUUGCUUAAGUUGUUGUCAAGAGAUACGUGGGGGAAGUCUACUUAAAUAUCACAACAAGAGGAAAUCCUACAAGCAUGCUGGCAAGGCACGUAAUGGAUCGAAGCAAAAUCUCUCCAAUAGAAUGCCUCCUGAUAUCUCAUCUUUGUCAACUAAACUAUUAUUACCUGAAUGGAAAUCUGAAAAUAAUGAGGGCAAUAUUUCUUGUCCAUCCAAAGAACUUGGUGGCUGCGGUGACGGUCUUAUGAAUUUGGUCUUCAUGUUGCCAUUCAAGUGGUCUGAGGAACUGGAUAUAAGUGCAGAACAAAUUGCCAAUGGUUAUAAGUAUCCUGAUAAGCUAGAAGUUUCCUCUCACUGUUCUCGCAUUAAAAUGAAUGACAAACUUCGGCAAUUUAAUAUAAGUCUACAAGAAGCCUUGGCCACAUAGGCCUCAGUGGUGAUUAUGUGACACAAAUUGCAUGCAUGAAGAUCUCAAAUUGGAACAAAGGAUGUUCCUUGCGUUCUUCAAAGUACAGCUAACAUGAACUGCCCAAGUUCCAUAGUUUUCUUGAAAAUCAGUUAACAAUGCUAGUAAAAAUGCAAAAGCUGCUGAUUGCUCAGAUUGGUUGACGUGAUUGGAUUGGAGGUAAAUCUGGGGGCAAUAGCUGUGAGAAUGUAGUUUUUCAUCUGUCCCCAUGCUUCAUGGAUAUGUUAUUCCUUUUGUUGCUGACAGGCAAUUUUAAUUUAUCACUUCAGAUGCACUCGUUCACCGAUAUAAUCAAAAUUCCGGGUACAUAGUUCUCCAGAUUUUCCGUCUGUUUCUGAGAAAUGCAGGAACUCUUCUAGUGCAGAUUUUUAGUUCAUGCAGUAUUUGUAUAUGAUGCUAUUUUAAGUUUAGCGUACUCUCUCUGCAUGAAAUGAAUCUAUGGACUAUUGCGGCUGCUUUCUUUAGAAAUAGGGCAUGCAUCAGUUUGUAGCUGUACAAUUAAGAGCUGGCGACUGGUAUCAGAUGACUAAGCGAUCUUGCAAGUAAAAAGGGAAACUAAACAACGUGCAUGCACGCGCCUUCCUGUCCACCUGCACGCAUGUGCGCGCACAGAAGGAAAGAAGAUCCGCGCCCCUGGGUGGAUCCAAACGGGCAGAAUGUGGCAGAAUUUUUAUGAGUGGAAUAUAAUCUUAGCGACAAAAAAUUCCAAAGUUGCAAGUGGUUGCCUCAUUAGUAGAACAGUUUUUUUCGUAGUUGUGAUGCAACAUACUUUAGUAGACAACUGACAAGACACCGUUGAACCCACUUGAGAGAUGCAAAAUUUGUGCUGGCCGUCGCAUUAUUCGUGGUAGACGUGAACCACAAAGCUGGCAGGGUAUGUUCUGGGAAGGAGAUUUCCCUUGUAUAAUGUCCAGCAGGAACACUAGAUUUCAUGCUGGAUAGAAUAUGAAUCGCAGAGCAGAGUAUAUCAUUGUCCAAAAAUUGGGCGAUUCAUUUAUGACAUAAUAGCAUUUUGUAUUAA
Messenger RNA from Elaeis guineensis (African oil palm), 2789 nucleotides. Its product is annotated as lysine-specific demethylase JMJ28. The record is from RefSeq and is a predicted model, not a curated record. Gene Ontology annotation, biological process: regulation of transcription by RNA polymerase II. Gene Ontology annotation, cellular component: chromatin; histone deacetylase complex. NCBI's taxonomy places the organism in Eukaryota, Viridiplantae, Streptophyta, Magnoliopsida, Arecales, Arecaceae. Gene Ontology annotation, molecular function: chromatin DNA binding; transcription coregulator activity; histone H3K9 demethylase activity.